Symsagittifera roscoffensis is the source of this 2840-nucleotide messenger RNA. Its product is annotated as endoplasmic reticulum aminopeptidase 1-like. Lineage: Eukaryota; Metazoa; Xenacoelomorpha; Acoela; Convolutidae. Gene Ontology annotation, biological process: peptide catabolic process; proteolysis. The record is from RefSeq and is a predicted model, not a curated record. Gene Ontology annotation, cellular component: cytoplasm. Gene Ontology annotation, molecular function: metalloaminopeptidase activity; zinc ion binding; peptide binding.
AUGUACAGCGUUGCCAUCAAAGAACUACGACGACGAUAUGGACCACUCGGCAUCAUCAUCAAUGACUUCAUCAACAGAAUACAGAGCUUCAAGCAACCGUCAACUCAUCGCAAAGUUUCGUUCAUGGAGUUCUCUACAUUCAUCAGUAACACUGAAGCCAAGGGGGCUUGGGCUUCCCUGCUUAUUUCCCUGAUUUAUCAACUUCCCUCCGUCAAAAAAGUAAACAGAGGGUUUUCAGGGAAAUAUAACCUACCCUCAUUUCCCCUUAGAACAAUAUGUGGGCCGAAGCCAUUGAAAAUUUCGUUGAAUGACGAUUACCUGAGUGGCGCGAGGGAGAGGGGGAGGAGCAAUCACAUUCCGUCGAGUCCUUCGAGGAACUACCAGGAAUCCAAUCUGGACAACAUUAACGAGAAUUCUAACGAGGAAGACACCACAGAAGAAGAAGAACAGGCGCAAGAUUCCAAUAAACCCACCGAGGAUCCUUGGAUUCAAGACGUCGUCAAAAACAGCCGACUACUAUCCGGUGACGACAGCAAAUUGGCCCAGUUUCACUUUGCCGAGAGUGGGCCGAGCGACGAAGAUGAGUCUGCGGGGGAUUUGGCGUCGGCGGCGGCGGCAGGUGUGAAGCGAACGUCUUCUUACCGGAAGCAUAAUGGAUCUCGGUCUUCGAGUGGGUAUGCAGCAGUUUCCACAGGCUCUAAAUCAAUUCUGCUGAAAAGAAGCAGCAGCAUGCUUUCGAAUAACAGCUCAUCAAAUAGUCUCGAGAAGAAGCAGGGAACACCAGUAGGCGAGUACAGCUACGCAAGUUCCGAGGCAGUGGCACAGAUGGCCCAGGACUAUUUGCCCCCCUCCAGACGUUCGUGGGGGGACGUGAGUUUGUGCAAGAAGAGUUGCAAGUGUUUCUUCAUCUAUUGUUUCCUCAUCUUCGUACUACUCGCUUGUCUGACAGAAUGCUGGAUUUGCUGUAUAAUUCGGCGGAUUUCGGAAUAGCAUACGAGAGAGCUGCUACAUCACUCGUGGCUCACGAAAUGGCUCAUCAGUGGUUCGGCAAUUUAGUGACUAUGAAUUGGUGGGACAAUAUCUGGCUGAAUGAAGGAUUUGCCACUUUCAUGAGUCAAGUGGUGCUGGAACACAUCAGACCAGAUCUGAGAACCAGAGAGACAUUCUACACCGAUGGGAAGCUGUCAGCUGCGUUGCAUUCAGACGCCUUUUCUCACUCUCAUCCUAUCUAUAUGCCCGAUAAAGGCAGUUUUGACUCCAUAACCUACUGGAAGAGCUGUGGCCUUCUCUCCAUGUUGGAACAGGUCAUGGGCAAGGAGAACUUCUUCGCGGGAGUCGGCAGGUACUUGGACACUUUCAAGUUCAGCAACGCGGACGUCAAUGACCUCUGGGCAAUGAUGACGCUAGGGUCAAAUCACUCGCUUGGAAACAUUUCACAUCUGAUGAAUAAAUGGCUGAAUUCUGAACACAUUCCGAUUGUGACUGUUUCCUUUGAUGACGAGAACAUCCACCUAUCGCAGAAACCCUACUGCUACAUGUGUUCGGUUGUCUUUGAGUCAGCACAAAACUACACGCCAUGGAUCAUACCUCUGACGUACACAUUUCCCAAUGAUGUCGCUGGAUCCUUCAGAACAAUUCUACUGGAAGAAACUUCUGCAACAAUUCCUUUGAACAGAGCCAGGCCCGAUUGGAUUAAAUUCAACGCAAAUGGAACUGGCCUUUACAGAGUGUUCUAUGCAAAUGAAGAUAGCCUCAAGGAGUUCGAGAAGACCAUGAAGUGGGGUUUUGAGACACGUGACAGAUACUCCGAUGUGGAAGAUCAUGACUUGCACCUUCCUUAUAUGGACCGAGGAAACUUAAUUGUGGAUGCACUUGCUUCUGCCAAAAUCGGUCUAAUUUCCUACAGGAAAGCAAUUCAGUUCUCUUCGUCUGUCCUUAUGAUCGAAAACAGCCAAGGAACGAUUGGACUGGCCCUGGAUUUGAACUUUGGACUCGGUGAUGUGUUUGUGCGACUGACCAGACACGGAUACGGAUACUUGGUUGACAAAUUCGUCAUAAAACACUUGGGGAGACUGUAUCCUGGCUUUGACAUGGAAAACUGGAAAGACCCGCCGAACGGUAUACCCGAAGAUUUUAACGCUUUCAUAUUAAAACUGCUUUGCUAUCACGGAUACGAACCAUGCCUGAAAGACAGUUUCGAGCUUUUUUCAAAAUGGAAAAACGACAAAAAUCGUCACCAAAUGGUUAUUCAUCCAUACAUUAAGGAUGCCAUUUUUCCAACUGUUUCACGACACGGUUCGAUUGAAGACUGGGAAUUUAUGUAUAACCGAACGGAAUCAAAUUUAGACGAUUUGUCUUUAUUCCAAUUAUGGCUUACGAAGGACUCAAAUCUGAUUCGUCGGAUCCUGAACGAGCGAUUUUUUUCAGCCAAUCAGAUACAAGCUCAGGGCCCAAAAAUUCUAAAUACGAUGUACUUAGCUUGUCGAAAUAACAUGCCAGCUUCAAUGGUUGUGUGGAAUUUCAUCAAAACUAAUUGGAAUCAGCUUAGUUUGACCUUUGCUGGGGUAGAUAUUUUCGGCGAACUUUUACUGUCUAUUUUCUCAAACUUUGACUCAACCAGCUCAUUACAUGAACUUUUACACGCAGCAUCAACUUUGGAAGAUUUGAAUGAUGGAUUUUACUAUUCAUUGUCUCUUGAAAGUAUAACUUUUAAUAUUAGGUGGUCAAAAUUUUACCUUGCAGAGUGUAUAAAAACUCUUGAAGAUUUAACAAAAUAGCAAAAAACUACCAUUUUUGUACUUUUUUAUUGCAGUUAUCAUACUUAUCAAAAAAUGUUUAGA